Molecule: messenger RNA, 3879 nt
Organism: Phodopus roborovskii (desert hamster)
Lineage: Eukaryota; Metazoa; Chordata; Mammalia; Rodentia; Cricetidae
Product: signal transducer and activator of transcription 5A
Exons: 19
Coding region: 250-2631 (793 amino acids)
Biological process (GO): cell surface receptor signaling pathway via JAK-STAT; response to peptide hormone; growth hormone receptor signaling pathway via JAK-STAT
Molecular function (GO): DNA-binding transcription factor activity, RNA polymerase II-specific; RNA polymerase II cis-regulatory region sequence-specific DNA binding
Source: RefSeq, a predicted model, not a curated record
UGGGGAGCCGGCGAUCGAGGGCGGAGGCAAGGAGGGAGCGACGGCCGCUGGGAGGGGUGCUGGCGCGAGCUCGCGCGCUGUGUAUGGUCUAUCGCAGGCAGCUGACCUUUGAGGAGGAAAUCGCUGCUCUCUGCUCCUUCCUGUAGUAACAGCCGCCACCGCCGCCGCCGUCAAGAGCCGUCAGGAACCGUCAGGAGCCCGGGCCGGGAGCGACAGCCUCAGGCGUUCCGCAGCACCAGGUGAACAGCCAUGGCGGGCUGGAUUCAGGCCCAGCAGCUGCAGGGAGAUGCUCUGCGCCAGAUGCAAGUGCUGUAUGGGCAGCAUUUCCCCAUCGAGGUCCGGCACUACUUGGCCCAGUGGAUCGAGAGUCAGCCCUGGGAUGCCAUUGACUUGGACAAUCCCCAGGACCGAGGCCAGGCCACCCAGCUCCUGGAGGGCCUGGUGCAGGAGCUGCAGAAGAAGGCAGAGCACCAGGUGGGCGAAGAUGGGUUUCUGCUGAAGAUCAAGCUGGGGCACUAUGCCACACAGCUCCAGAACACCUAUGACCGCUGCCCCAUGGAGCUGGUUCGCUGUAUCCGCCACAUUCUGUACAAUGAACAGAGGCUGGUCCGGGAAGCCAACAACUGUAGCUCCCCUGCUGGUGCCCUGGUUGAUACCAUGUCCCAGAAGCACCUUCAGAUCAACCAGACGUUUGAGGAGCUGCGCCUGAUCACACAGGACACGGAGAAUGAGCUGAAGAAGCUGCAGCAGACCCAAGAGUACUUCAUCAUCCAGUAUCAGGAGAGCUUGCGGAUCCAAGCUCAGUUUGCCCAGCUGACCCAGCUGAACCCCCAGGAGCGCAUGAGCCGGGAGACAGCCCUCCAGCAGAAGCAAGUGUCCCUGGAGGCCUGGCUGCAGCGAGAGGCACAGACCCUGCAGCAGUACCGUGUGGAGCUGGCUGAAAAGCACCAGAAAACCCUGCAGCUGCUGAGGAAGCAACAGACCAUCAUCCUGGACGACGAGCUGAUCCAGUGGAAGCGGAGGCAGCAGCUGGCCGGGAACGGGGGGUCCCCCGAGGGCAGCCUGGACGUGCUGCAGUCCUGGUGUGAGAAGUUGGCCGAGAUCAUCUGGCAGAACCGGCAGCAGAUCCGCAGGGCUGAGCACCUGUGCCAGCAGCUGCCCAUCCCAGGCCCCGUGGAGGAGAUGCUGGCCGAGGUCAACGCCACCAUCACAGACAUCAUCUCAGCCCUGGUCACCAGUACAUUCAUCAUCGAGAAGCAACCUCCUCAGGUCCUGAAGACCCAGACCAAGUUCGCAGCCACCGUGCGCCUGCUGGUGGGUGGGAAGCUGAAUGUGCACAUGAACCCCCCGCAGGUGAAGGCGACCAUCAUCAGUGAGCAGCAAGCCAAGUCCCUGCUCAAGAACGAGAACACCCGCAAUGAUUGCAGCGGCGAGAUUCUGAACAACUGCUGUGUCAUGGAGUAUCACCAAGCCACAGGCACCCUCAGCGCCCACUUCAGGAACAUGUCACUGAAAAGAAUCAAGCGUGCCGAUAGGCGUGGUGCGGAGUCCGUGACGGAGGAGAAGUUCACAGUCCUGUUUGAGUCUCAGUUCAGUGUUGGCAGCAAUGAGCUGGUGUUCCAGGUGAAGACCCUGUCUCUCCCUGUGGUAGUCAUCGUUCAUGGCAGCCAGGACCACAAUGCUACUGCCACUGUGCUAUGGGACAAUGCCUUUGCUGAGCCGGGCAGGGUGCCAUUCGCCGUGCCUGACAAGGUGCUGUGGCCGCAGCUGUGUGAGGCGCUCAACAUGAAAUUCAAGGCCGAGGUGCAGAGCAGCCGGGGCCUGACCAAGGAGAACCUAGUGUUCCUGGCACAGAAACUGUUCAACAGCAGCAGCAGCCACCUCGAGGACUACAACAGCAUGUCGGUGUCCUGGUCCCAGUUCAACCGGGAGAACCUGCCAGGCUGGAACUACACUUUCUGGCAGUGGUUUGAUGGGGUGAUGGAGGUCCUAAAGAAGCAUCACAAGCCCCACUGGAAUGAUGGGGCCAUCUUAGGCUUUGUGAAUAAGCAACAGGCCCAUGACCUCCUCAUCAACAAGCCAGAUGGGACCUUCCUAUUGCGCUUCAGCGACUCAGAAAUCGGAGGCAUCACCAUCGCCUGGAAGUUUGACUCCCCCGACCGAAACCUCUGGAAUCUGAAGCCGUUCACCACGAGAGAUUUCUCCAUACGGUCCCUGGCUGACAGGCUGGGGGACCUGAGCUACCUCAUCUAUGUGUUCCCAGACCGACCCAAGGAUGAGGUCUUUGCCAAGUACUACACUCCUGUACUUGCAAAAGCAGUUGAUGGAUACGUGAAGCCUCAGAUCAGACAAGUGGUCCCCGAGUUUAUCAAUGCAUCUGCAGAUGCUGGAGCUAACGCCACCUACAUGGACCAGGCCCCUUCUCCAGUAGUGUGCCCCCAGCCGCAUUACAACAUGUACCCACAGAACCCCGACCCUGUCCUCGACCAAGAUGGAGAAUUUGACCUGGAUGAGACCAUGGAUGUUGCCAGACACGUGGAGGAACUUUUACGACGGCCCAUAGACAGUCUUGACUCCCGCCUCUCCGCACCUGCUGGCCUCUUCACCUCUGCCAGAGGCUCCCUGUCCUGAACGCUGGAACGCCUUGCUUCUCUUGGAAAGCCACCUUUGAUGUGAAGAGCCCAUGUCAGUUGUGACUGUAGUAUCUCUGUAUAUUCCGACAGCUUGGAGUGCAUAUGUGUUGGUGCAGUAAGCAGCGGCAACGCCACCUUGCCUACACAGCUCUGGGUCCGUGGCUAAAGCAGUGGUGCACUUUUUGUUUAGGCCUCCAGGGCCCCGGGUUUAUCAAGAGAGCUGGAUCUAUCAUUCCAGACAAACCUAUUUCCCCCUGUGUACUUUAUCAGUUCAAUGGCUACUGAAGUGAAGUAAUUCUAGAAAAGGAGGCAGGGUUAGGCAAUUAAAUUGGAGUCUCACUACUGAGCUAGAAACUUCAUCUGUAUUGGUGUGUACCUGUCCUCUUGCACAUGUGGUAGCCUAAUCGAUGUUCUCCCUCCAAAGGGAGAGGGGGGUUCACUCUUGGUACACAUUACACUUGAGUGGCUGUGGGCUGCAGACUUUGGGACUACUCCGUGUGCUUAGGCUGCAGCCAUGAACACAGCAGCCCUGGGUUAAUCUGAGUCAGGGCUACCACAACUGAGUAUGUCAGUUCUUGGGUUUUUAUCUUCGAGCCAGUGUGGACAUGAACUUCCAGUCUGAUGGCCUUGUCCACAUUCCCAACAUCCCUUUUCCCCCAUCUAGUAUCCUCAUCCUUCCAUUUGGGCUCAGCUUUCUUGCUUUUGGUUUUUGUUUUGUUAGAUAGGGUUUCCCCAUGUAGCCCAGGCUGGACAUGAAUGAUCCUCUUGCCUCAGCUUCAGGAAUGCUAGGAUUACAGGCAUGUACAACCAUACCUGGCUCUGGUCUUUCUUCAUUUAUUGUUUGCAACCUUGCUUAUUAUCAGAAAGGAGGGGAAUAUUAAAUGUUGGGGAAUAGACAUAGGGAGAAAAAUCUAUGGCACAAGAAAAGCAACAGACAGCAUAGUCUGCAAGGUCAGGCAGAAGCACUCAGUUGGGUCCACUCUGCCGGGAGGUGGAACCUGGAACAGGCCUUGCACUGUUGCAUCAUGGGUUGUGGUCUAGGAAGGCCUCACCAGCUCCUCCCUCUGAGGCUCUAACAAGGCAGCCAGGGCUGGCUGACUAGGAGUCCCUGGUUUUAGUCUUUCUGAAAGGAGCAGAGGCUGAGCAGAAGGAUUUUUUUUUUUAUACAUUGUACAUAGACCUCACAUUUAUGUAAACUGUUUUUGAAUAAAAUUUUUGUUUGUUUUUCUUGUUGUUUUGUAAUUUA